AAAAUUAAAAUUCCUAUUCCCAUUUCCUCUUUCAAUCUUUUUGCGAUUUUGGUUUUGGGCAAAUGUUCCAAUAAGCAGAACCCUUGAGGAAAAGCCAUGGAAGCGUGCUCUGCCCUCAUCUCUCACUCCCUCCCCUGUAUUUCUUUCGCCGGAAUCCAUGUCGGAAUCCCCCGGACUUCCGGCGACCUCCAGCUUCUGGGUCGUGGAGAAUUCAACUUGUCCGUAAAACCCAGAAAACUUUCAGGCUCUUUCAUGUCUUCUCGGAUGGCUCUUGGCUCGAAUGUUAGUGAGGAUACUGAUGAUAUGUUUGAUGACCUGUUUAAGAAAUAUGGGAAGGUGGUCUUCAAAAGAAACGACCAAAAGCCUCCUAGUGCAGAGGUUGACGAUGAUGCUGAAAGCUUGUCCUUUGCUGUUGCGGUGGCUAAGGUUGCAAGUGAGGUGAAGGCUGGAGAUAUUAGGGUCCUCUUUGUGAAGCCUCUUGUAUAUUGGACUCGUUUUUUUAUCAUUGCUACUGCAUUUUCUCGCCCUCAGAUUGAUGCUAUCGGGACCAAGAUAAAAGAUCUAGCUGAGAAACAAUAUGGAAGAGUUGCAUCUGGGGACUCAAAACCUAACUCGUGGACCUUGUUGGACUUUGGUGAUGUAGUUGUCCACAUUUUUCUCCCACAACAGCGAGCUUUCUAUAACUUGGAGGAAUUUUAUGGCAACGCAACACUCAUCGAGUUGCCCUUUGAAAACCAACAACCAUUUCGCAGCUGAAAAAGGCUUCCAGAAUUUAAUGAAGAUAUUAAAGUGCUUCUAAUGAUGGAUGUUGAUGUUGGCUGACUGAAGAGGAAAUACUUCAUAUUUGCCUGCUUUGUUUUAACUGACAUCUAUUGCCAUAACAGCUGCAGAGAUCUAAAUGUUGAUUGGUGGUCUAAACAUGCUCGGUUUGCUUGCUCAGGAUGACGGUUGUUCAUCAGUGAUGGAGCGGAGUGGUAGGGAUGACUUAAGCUAAAAUGUAAUUUAUUAUUGUAGAAGAUUGCUCUGUUUGUACUGUAGUUAAAAGUGUCAAUUGAUUCUGCAGUAUCUUUCUUACUGAAUGAGAAUGGGAGACCUCAUUUACUCUAGGUGCUA
Molecule: messenger RNA, 1113 nt
Organism: Camellia sinensis
Lineage: Eukaryota; Viridiplantae; Streptophyta; Magnoliopsida; Ericales; Theaceae
Product: Lojap-related protein
Biological process (GO): negative regulation of ribosome biogenesis; negative regulation of translation
Molecular function (GO): ribosomal large subunit binding
Source: RefSeq, a predicted model, not a curated record